Messenger RNA from Daphnia pulicaria, 2331 nucleotides. Its product is annotated as beta-1,4-galactosyltransferase 4-like. Gene Ontology annotation, molecular function: N-acetyl-beta-glucosaminyl-derivative 4-beta-N-acetylgalactosaminyltransferase activity. NCBI's taxonomy places the organism in Eukaryota, Metazoa, Arthropoda, Branchiopoda, Diplostraca, Daphniidae. Bases 765 to 1871 code for a protein of 368 amino acids. The record is from RefSeq and is a predicted model, not a curated record. The transcript has 5 exons. Gene Ontology annotation, biological process: carbohydrate metabolic process; glycosphingolipid biosynthetic process.
AUUUUUUUCUCACGAAGGGUGUUAGUGGGUUAGGUGUGUUUGACAGGGAAAGUACCAAAAGGCGUCGUACAGGGGCGAGUACGUCACUUGUGUAACUGCACAAAUGUAAACUGUAUGUGUGUUAGUGUGUGUAUAUGUGUUGGGCAUCGUUUCUUGUCGAGUUAGUCGUAGUCGUUAAAGUCUAGAUUUAGCCAGCUACGCCGGCUUAAUUCAACUUACGUUCGUGAAACCUCUAUUGUGCAUGGUAAAACAGCUUAUCGAUUCGUUCAUCGUCCAUAUCGCUCGACUGCCUGUCAUACGGCGUACACACACUGAAUUGCUGUCAAUACAGCAAAUGAAAUAGAAAGAACAAUCUGUGUUGUGUGUUUUUAAAGAUGGUAUCUUAUCGUUAUCAACGAUGAUGCGGUAGUUCGUGACUUGCCAUGAUUGCGUCAGUUAGGUGCCAUCAGGAUUCUACCGGCUGUGAGAAUCGAACGUGUUCUUUCAGCAUCGGCUCUUCGGCCUCCAUCUCCUAGACUCUGCAUUUAUAGAUUUCAUCGAUCUCUGGCUCUAUUGAUUUGCAAAUUGAGCUGAAGUCGCCGAAUCUCCCGUUUUUUCUACUUGAUAGCGUCGAUAGUCAGAUAAGGGACAAACGUCACCAUCUAUUGUGGUGCCAAGUGACUCAGGAAGUUGGCGACGACGUUGGCCAUGUUUCUACUUUACUAGCUCCUUUUCUCCUUUAAUGGUUUUGGAACCUGGCUACAUCAGAUGUAAAUAUCGACGCCAUGUUCUGCGGCUUUAUACGGACACAUUGCUACAAAGUAGCGAUUACGGCUUUGGCCGUAUUGGUGUUUUUUGAAUACGGUUUCGGAGUUUUCUAUGAAGAAAAUAGAAGAAUCAACGAGGCCUAUUUCACCUUCAAUUUGACGGCGCCUCGGUUGUCCGGUGCGGCAGGAACGUACAACGACACCGACUUCAACUACGCCGCCACGGCUAACAUGACAUUGAUCGCUCUUCAGAGUAGCAACAGCUCUGAUCCGUAUCAGCUUGAUUUGUUGGCCGACUCGCUCAAUUUCACGCGAAAGCCUUUAAUGUGUCCUCUAGUGUCGCCAUUACUCGUGGGGCGAAUGAACGUGUCCAAAGUCGCGAUGCCCAUGAAUACGUUUGAAGAAAAGUAUGGUCCAUUAUUAGGGCCUGGCGGAAGAUACCAUCCACCUAAUUGUCAGGCUCAUUACAAAGUCGCCAUCAUCAUCCCUUACCGUAAGCGGGAGGAACACCUUCAAGUAUUUAUUCAGCACAUGCACCCGUUCCUUCAACGACAGCAAAUUGACUACGGCAUUUUCGUCGUUGAACAAUCUGGUGAGACGCCGUUCAAUCGCGCAAUGUUGAUGAACAUUGGAGCUGCCGAGGCUUUACGCCAAGAUGGAUUCCAGUGUUUUGUCUUUCACGAUGUAGACCUCUUACCGGAAGAUGAUCGCAACACCUACUCUUGUCCGGAACAACCACGUCACAUGUCCGUCGCGAUUGACGUCUUCAAAUAUCGGUUACCUUACGAAGGCUUGUUUGGAGGAGUGAGCGCGAUGACGACCGAGCAUUUUAUUAAAGUAAACGGAUUCUCCAAUUUAUUUUGGGGCUGGGGUGGCGAGGACGACGACAUGUCGAGCCGGAUAAAAUAUCACAAAUUGAUCAUCUCGCGAUACCCACCCAGCACCGCACGUUAUACCAUGCUAUCGCACAAGAAAGCGCGGCCCAAUCCCAAUCGCUACAGAGUCAUGCGUAAUGGAGCGAAACGCUCGAAAGUCGACGGACUAAGCAACUUAAAGUACAAGCGCCUUGAUUUACAGAUGAAUCCGCUCUAUAUCCACAUUCUGGUGGAUAUUAAACCUUCGUAACAAACUCGAUGGAAAAAAUACUUAUAAAAAUGUCAUGACCCAAUCAGAAACAAUUUCACGUUUUUCUUUCAUAUUUUGAUUUCCCUGUCCUGCUGGAUUGGCAUUCCUGCGGCAACUGAAGCUGUCCUUUUUUGUGGCAAAGGAUAGUUAUCUUUUAGCUGUAAAAGUUGAUCCAAAGUGCUUUUCGCACAUCAUUAAAUUCCUCACGAUAAUCUUCAACUAGAUGAAACUUGUACAGUUUUGCCUACGCCACCGACACGUUAAAAAGAAAGUCUUUUUACAUACCAUGCUCGGAAAGUGUAUAGAAGAUGCCAGUUAUAGAUCUAGUCGUUCUCCAGUCUUAUUGUUUACCUUUUCCAACUUUUUCCCCCUCACCGGUUGAACCACUUGUCUUGUCUAUUGGUAAUGUGGUGUGAUGAAUAUCAUGUUGCUACUUAAAAUUAUACACUGAUUAACGAUG